UGCAUUCCACUUUCCACUACAAAAUCCCCUUUCAACCCGAAAAUUUUACCCUCACUUACAAGAAAAGCAUACCCCCUUCCCCUCCUUCUCUUAUUAUUUCCCCUUAUAACCCUUCUUCUUCAUAUCUAUCCUUUUCAAUUUUUCUGUUGUAUGUUUUUGUAAGUAUGAGAACAGGCGGUUGCACAGUUCAACAAGCUCUUACUUCUGAAGCUUUAAGCGUUGUUAAACAAGCUGUUCUUUUGGCUAAACGUCGUGGCCAUGCUCAAGUAACUCCUCUUCAUGUUGCUAGCACUAUGCUUGCACCUCCUACUGGCCUUCUCCGUACGGCUUGUCUUCAAUCUCAUUCUCAUCCUCUUCAAUGUAAAGCUUUGGAACUUUGUUUUAAUGUCGCUUUAAAUCGUCUUCCAGCUUCUAAUUCUACUCCUAUGUUAUCCCCUCAUCAUUCUCAACAACACCCUUCAAUUUCUAAUGCUCUUGUUGCUGCUUUCAAACGUGCUCAAGCUCAUCAACGUCGUGGAUCUAUUGAAAACCAACAACAACCACUUUUAGCUGUUAAAAUCGAGUUGGAACAGCUCAUUAUCUCCAUUUUGGAUGAUCCUAGUGUUAGUCGUGUUAUGAGGGAAGCUCGUUUCUCAAGUACUCAAGUCAAAACUAAAGUAGAACAAGCCAUCUCUAUUGAGAUGGCUUGUUCUACCAAAUCGAAAACGACGAGUAACAACAAUAAUAGUACUCCCCAGACGUCCUUGGUGACGUCUGGAAGAGCGAGGGAGGAGGAUGUUGUAGUGGUGAUUAACGAGUUGGCGGAGAUGAAGAAGAGGAGUGUGGUGGUGGUAGGGGAGAGUGUGGGGAGUGUUGAAUGUGUGGUGGAGGAAGCCAUUGGGAGGAUUGAGAAAAGGGAAGUGGGAGAGGGUUUGAAGGAAGUGAAGUUUAUUAAUCUUUCAAUUUCAUCAUUUAGGGAUAGGUCAAGAGUGGAAGUGGAUGAGAAAGUUAUGGAGCUUAAGAGUUUGAUAAGGAGUUGUUUAGGGAAAGGGGUAAUUUUAUAUGUAGGGGAUAUUAAAUGGACUAUAGAUUAUAGAGAAAAUUAUAAUUCAAGUAGUAAUCAAAUUACAAGGGGUUAUUAUUGUCCAGUGGAGCAUAUGAUUAUGGAAUUGGGGAAAUUAGUAUAUGGGAAUUAUGUGGGAGAUGUUCAUCAUCAUCAUCACCAUCAACAACAACAGAAAGGCUUUGUUUGGAUAAUGGGAAUUGCAACUUUCCAAACUUAUAUGAGAUGCAAAACUGGAAAUCCAUCUCUUGAAACUUUAUUGGCUAUUCAUCCUCUUACAAUUCCAACAGGCACCUUGAGGUUGAGUCUCAUCACUGACAGUGACAUUCAAAGUCAGGGAUUGGAUGAGAAUAAGAAAGAGAUUGAAUUAGAAGAGGAAAAACAGCUGAAUUGCUGCGGUGAGUGUUCAGCUAAGUUUGAGAAAGAAGCUAGAAGCUUACAAAAUUAUUCAAAUAAUAACAGUGAGUCAACAACCUCUUUAACUCCUUUACCUGCAUGGCUUCAACAAUACAAAAAUGAGCAGAAAGCAAUGGGAGAAAAUGACCAGAAGUGUGUCACAGUCGGAGAGCUUUACAAAAAGUGGAACUCCAUUUGCAAUUCAAUCCACAAGAAUUCAAAUAACAACAAUAUUAUUUCUUGUUCUCAGAAAAGUUUGUCAUUCUCUUGUAUUAUUCCGAAUUCAUCUUCCUCAGCAUCAGGGUUUUCAUAUGAUCAUCAUCAUCAUCAUAAUAAUAAUGAUCACUACAAUUUCUUACGAUACACCCACAAAGAGAAGCAUCAAGAUCAUUUCUAUGAGGGAAAUGUGGAGCCAAAGCAACUGAUGUUAUUGAGUAGUAAUAAUAAUCAUGGUUCGACCCCGUCUUCGGCUUCCUCAGGGAGUGAUGUCGUUUUGGAGGGUGAAUAUGUGAGUAGGUUCAAGGAGUUGAACUCUGAGAAUUUCAAGAGCCUUUGUAAUGCUUUGGAGAAGAAGGUGCCAUGGCAGAAGAAUGUGGUUGCUGAUAUUGCUAGUGCAGUUCUUCAAUGUAGGUCUGGGAUGGGGAGGAGAAAAGGGAAGAUGGGUCAUGGAGAUUUGAAGGAAGAAACUUGGUUGCUCUUUCAAGGCAAUGAUGUAGGAGGCAAAGAGAAGGUGGCAGAAGAGCUAGCUAGAGUAAUAUUUGGGUCAGCAACAUCAAAUUUGGUGUCCAUAACAUUGAGCAGUUUCUCCUCCACAAGAUCAGCAGAUUCAACGGAAGAUUGUAGAAACAAAAGAUCAAGAGAUGAACAAAGUUGCAGCUACAUAGAGAGAUUUGCAGAGGCCGUGUCCAUAAACCCUCACAGAGUAUUUUUGGUUGAGGAUGUUGAACAAGCUGAUUAUUGUUCACAAAUGGGUUUCAAAAGAGCCAUUGAAGGAGGAAGAAUCACCAACUCCAAUGGCCAACAAGUUCCCUUAGCUGAUGCCAUUGUAAUUCUCAGCUGUGAAAGCUUCAGUGCUAGAUCUAGAGCUUGCUCUCCUCCCUUCAAAAAACAAGAAGAAAAUGAUCAACACAAAGACAUUCAACAAAAUCAAAAAAAAGAACAACAACAAGAACAAGAACAUGAAGAAGAAGAAACUGCCCCUUGUUUGGCUUUGGAUUUGAAUAUUUCCAUCGAUGAUGAUCAUAGAGCUGCAAAUGAUGAGUCGAUUGAUGAUGUAGGCCUUCUCGAUUCAGUUGAUAGACGAAUUAUUUUCCAAAUCCAAGAACUAUGAGAGUAGAAAUAUGAGAGUAGAAAGGUUUGGGCUAGAUUGUUUUGCUUUUGUUAAUUUUUUCCCUAUAUAUAUAUAUUUUUUGUUUUUCAUAAUUCCUUAACAACGUUUUCAUCUUUAGAUUAGAUUGUUAUAUAAAUAUGAUGAGGGUAUUAUGGAUAUAUCAGCUUGGUUGAGAUA
Benincasa hispida (wax gourd) is the source of this 2945-nucleotide messenger RNA. Its product is annotated as Double Clp-N motif-containing P-loop nucleoside triphosphate hydrolases superfamily protein. The record is from RefSeq and is a predicted model, not a curated record. Lineage: Eukaryota; Viridiplantae; Streptophyta; Magnoliopsida; Cucurbitales; Cucurbitaceae.